Paramacrobiotus metropolitanus is the source of this 1267-nucleotide messenger RNA. Its product is annotated as adrenodoxin-like protein 1, mitochondrial. The record is from RefSeq and is a predicted model, not a curated record. The transcript has a single exon. The coding region runs from base 354 to 998 and encodes 214 amino acids. Gene Ontology annotation, cellular component: mitochondrion. Gene Ontology annotation, biological process: P450-containing electron transport chain; positive regulation of oxidoreductase activity. Gene Ontology annotation, molecular function: 2 iron, 2 sulfur cluster binding. NCBI's taxonomy places the organism in Eukaryota, Metazoa, Tardigrada, Eutardigrada, Parachela, Macrobiotidae.
UCCAUGAAAAAAAAAAAAUUUUUCUGAGAGCGAACCUCUGACCGUGCCCUGGUUAGUCUGGUGCGCUCUGCAAGGUGUUUUGUCAUAUUUUUUAUUUAUACUUCUAUACGAGUAGAUGAGAAUCAACGAAACCGUACUUUAAUUUAUUCGAUCAUAUUAAUUUUUAUUGUUUUUCAGUUUUCAUACCCAUACGUGAUACGAGUUAUUAACUUUUUAAGGCUAAUUUGUUUUUCGAGGAGCAUGAUUUCAAAUGCUUGCUUCUUUAUGUAGCUUUAUGUACAUUUUGAAGCUACCUUUUGUAGAUCUAGUAACUCUAGUUACAUUCUAAAUCUGGAAACUGACAUGCUUUCAGUAUGUUUGCAUCGCGAGCUUCUUCCGUUGCAGCCAGCCCGUCCUUGAUAUCUUUCUGCCGUUCUCUGGGCAUUCGCGUAGUAGGCUUCUGCCAUUGCGCAGCUGAUACUUCCAGUGCCAGCACAAGCAAUAUUAUCCCCAAACCACGCGCGCUAAUCGCCCCUUCAUCCAGCAUUUUUAGUCGGAGCAGAUCCAUUCCCGGUGAUUAUCAAUCCCAAUUUCGACAUUUUUCCACAACACCGCACCGUUUCAUCGGCGAAUACGAGCGCCUCGACCCGAAAUCCCCGGACGAUGUAGUGAACAUUGUGUUCAUCAAUAAGAAGGGCCAGAAGAUCCCGGUGCGCGGCAAAGUGGGGGAUAAUGCGCUGUUCUUAGCGCAUCGUCAUGAGAUUGAGAUGGAAGGCGCGUGUGAAGGUUCUUUAGCCUGCACCACCUGUCAUGUGUACGUCAGUCAUCCCUACGGCGAUAAACUACCCCCGGCCGUGGAGGAGGAGGAGGAUUUGCUGGAUAUGGCGCCGUUUCUCAAGGAGAAUUCCCGGCUGGGCUGUCAGAUUAAGCUGACCAAAGAACUGGAGGGAAUGGAGUUGACAUUGCCAGCGGCCACCCGGAAUUUCUAUGUUGAUGGGCAUGUGCCUGCGCCGCACUGAGGCGUCCACACACGGCGUGGAUGUCGUCGAUGUGGUUAGAGAGAGUCGAGAGACGAUGAUUUAUUUAUGUGACAAAUAUUGUGCUUGUAAUUCAGAGAAGGCUUUAUGGUUGGUACAUAAAUUUUGCCUUUCUGCGUGGCUUCGGUCGGGGUUACUUUGAGGAAUGAGAACGAUGUCUGGAAAAAAAGGAAUUUUCUUCUCGUGUAGCUGGUGAUUUGGUGUCGGGGGAUAUUUUGUGUUCGCAGUGAAAAUAAAAAAUUCGCAGAUGA